Messenger RNA from Thlaspi arvense, 579 nucleotides. NCBI's taxonomy places the organism in Eukaryota, Viridiplantae, Streptophyta, Magnoliopsida, Brassicales, Brassicaceae. The record is from the annotation of a GenBank genome assembly.
AUGUUGGAUCCUACUUGGAUAACGCAAUGCCCAUUGCUUCUCCUCGACACAAGAAUGCCAUACGGGAGUUUAUCAGUGGGAUGCAAGGAGCGUCUAGAUCCGGCUGGCACAGGUUCAUUAUACAAUGAAGGAGAAGCAGAUAUUGUGGUUAAUCACGUCAUUUCUUUGAUUUAUGCAGGUGUGAGUCCAAUGGCUAUUGCUGUUCAAUCCCCAUAUGUUGCUCAGGUGCAACUUCUCAUAGAUAGGCUGGACGAUUUUCCAGUGGCUGAUGGAGUUGAGGUGCCAACCAUUGACAGUUUUCAAGGCCGUGAGGCCGAUGCAGUGAUCAUCUUAAUGGUCCGGUCGAACAACUUAGGAGCAGUGGGAUUCUUAGGGGAUAGCAGAAGGAUGAACGUAGCUAAAACAAGAGCUCGGAAACUCUUGGCAAUGGUAUGCGAUAGCACCACGAUCUGCCACAAUACGUUCCUUGCAAGAAUGUUGCGUCACAUACGCUAUUUCGGGAGGGUAAAGCAUGCGGAUCCAGGUAGCUUGGGAGGUUCAGGACUAAGCUUGGACCCAAUGUUGUCUUACCUUGGAUAA